Molecule: messenger RNA, 2325 nt
Organism: Pieris napi
Lineage: Eukaryota; Metazoa; Arthropoda; Insecta; Lepidoptera; Pieridae
Product: zinc finger imprinted 3-like
Exons: 11
Coding region: 580-1575 (331 amino acids)
Biological process (GO): regulation of transcription by RNA polymerase II
Cellular component (GO): nucleus
Molecular function (GO): DNA-binding transcription factor activity, RNA polymerase II-specific; RNA polymerase II cis-regulatory region sequence-specific DNA binding; zinc ion binding
Source: RefSeq, a predicted model, not a curated record
UUACAAAUUACUUUACAAAAACAUAACCUUAAUUUAGCUUAAGGUUCUGUUGACAGUUAAAUACGUAAAUUAUAAAUAACGGUUCAUGUUUUCAAUUACAUAUUAUGAAUGUUAUAUAAAAACUAAAUAAAUCAUGGACGAAUUAAUAUUGUAUCAUCAUAGAAAUAAUACUCUAAGUACUUUAUGUAGACUAUGUCUCGAUCAAACUGGGACAACCGAUAUUUUUCAGGAUUGUACUUUACCAGACAAGAUUUCUGCUAUAACAGGUAUAAAAGUUGAUACUUUAACUCCAUUUCCAAAAAAGCUUUGUGAUAAUUGUUAUGGAAUAAUUCAAUUAACAAGCGAAUUUCGGGAGUCAGUUAUUAUUAAUGACAAACAGCUGCAGGAUUUUGCUAAACUUUAUUUCUCUUCGGAAAUUUUGCCUUCCUCUAAUGAAGCUGUACCACAAGAGACAAGAGCCACAGAACCUGCGAUUUGCAAUACACAGCUCCAAGAAAGCCAUGUUCAAUCAAUAAUUAGAGUUAGAAAUGAUUUGUUUUCAAAUAAAGUAAUCAAUAUUCUCGUCAAACAACUAAUGGCAUGGGUGAUUUAAGUUCUUUAGAAAAACAAAAGGAACAAUUACCUCCAGAACGUCAAAACUGUGAUCCCUUAAAUACAAAUGAAUCAAUAUCAGCACCAAUGGAGACAAUCAUAAUAGACGAUGAGGAUGUAGUUGAACAAAGCAGUGAUAGUUCAGAUAUAGACGGAAUAACAAAUAAAUUGUAUAUCGAUGAAACAGCAAAUUUAUGUGAUCAAGACACUGUGAAUGAGAGUGAAAGAGAACUAAGAGAAAAUGAUACAUUAGCAAUGAAUUCAGCUCUUCAAACGGAUGGCACUUCUAGAAUUUCAAUGGAAUCAGUUGAUACAAUUAUAUUAGAGAAUGACGAUUCACCCCAACAAAGAAAUGUCUGCCAAGUUCUACCGAUGGAAAGAGUUGGAAAUGAUUUGUGUAUAGAUGAUUCUCGUGCAAAUAUUGAAAAUGACCCGAAACUAAUACAAGAUUUAAAUAAAAAUGGACAAAUUCGAAACUUUUCAAAUGAUGAUAAUUGGGAAGUAAUUAUUACAUAUGAAUCUCUUGCAGAGGAUAUCGAAAAUACGUCAAAUACAUCCAAAAAUUAUGAUUGUAUUAAAAAAUCUAAUAAGCAUAAAAAGUCACCAUCCAGACAUAAUGUAGAAAUUAAAAAGGAAAUUGCCAUAGACCAGGAGGAUAUAAAGUCUUCAAAGAGGAUAAAAUUUGAGGACGGUUUUGAAUAUAAUUGUGACCAGUGUUCAAAAUUUUUUAUGUCGAAGAAAAAACUGUACUGCCAUAAGAGGGUUCAUAAUAAAAAGUAUGAAUGCUUAAUAGCAGGUUGUAAAAAAACCUUCGCAACGAAAGGAGAUCUUCAAAAACAUACACGCACUCACACUGGCGAGAGACCGUACGAAUGUGAUAUAUGUGAAAAGAAAUUCAGACAGAAAAUAUUAUUGAGAUAUCAUAAAGGCUCAAUUCAUGGUAUUAAAAUAAAGACCGACGAAGAAAUUGCUCAUAAAAUUUGAUGAAUAGGAGUUGUGCUGGGAAUAACGGAUAUGUUUUAAAUGUGUUGAGAAUCACAAAGAAGUGACGGUCGACGGAACCACACGUAAUUUAAGAAGAAACUCUUAAGGCUGAAUGUAUUUUAAAUAAUUGUUCGUUUUAUCUAGUACGUGGUACUUUGGUUUGUUUGAUAUUAUCAAAAAAUUACUUGAUCUUUUUUUUACUGAAAUUAAUAUGAAUAAUGUAGAUAUUGUUUACCGUAAUUUAAUAUUUAAGUUUUAACCCUUAUGUAAAUUUUGAGUAGUCGUUAAUAAAAAACAUGUUUUAGGUUACUAAUUUGACAGUACCUGUUCUUUCUUGUUGCGCCUUAUAAAGGAUGAAUUUCAUUAGACUUUAAAGUGAAAACUGCCGUCCAUACCCUACCAUACUAGCCUCACGAAUGUAGCACCGAUUUAUUAAGUGAUUAAUACUAAUAUGCAGCCGUCGUGUAUAGGAGACCCCAUUUUCCUCGCCCUCCUGUUAUAAUAAAAAAAUACAAAUAAAAUGAAGUUAUCAUUUUUGGUUGUAAAUAGUCUAUAGUAUUGAAUAUAUAUUAUCAUAUAGUCUAUUUUAGAGCUCAGUGAAACAAGGCAAGUUCAUUAAUAAAUUAUUUAAAUUAGGAACAUUCAUUAUUCCAUUAAAAAUGUCAGUUUUUCAGACAUUGACAUUUGACACAUUCAGGCAAUAAUAUGCUUUUCUCAUACUAUAAGUUACAAAACGUCUGAAUUAAUUCU